GCUUCGUCAAUUUUGCAUUUUUUGCUAAAAAUUGUGAUAGUUUUUAGUGUUAUCUAAAAUUGACUUUAUUAUUAAAAUUCAUGAGGCAAUUAAAAGAUUAAGAAAGUAAUGCAACCUAUGACAAUGCUUCCGAAGCUGUCGGAUACAACUCAAACUAUCUCUUUCUCAGAGGGAGAUGGUGUGUGCAGCGCCGAGGUGUAUGCCACCGAAGUUGUGGUCACCACAAAUGCUGGUAACCACAACCAUGGUAGCUCCAAGGUCAAACUGAAGAACUUGGUUGACUAUAACUGGGAACCAAAGUUCUACCAUGGACAACUGCUGGCCAUUCACAUCAGUGGAAAAUUUAUGGCGUAUUCUAUUAAAGCAACUAAUCCCCAGAACCCAGGGUCCUGGAAUGGCAUGGUGCGUGUGGUGUACAACCCUGAACCUGGCACGGAACGACGCGCCCUUAUCAAGGGUAUGAAAGGAGUGGUGCAAGAUUUGUCGUUUGCCCACAUUCAAAGCCAAGUAGUGUUGGCAUGUAUUGAUGAACAGGGAAAUUUCUAUGUCCACGAGAUUGAAGUGAUUGACUCUGAAAUAAGGUGCACAUUGGUGGCGGAAAUAUGGGAGGAUACUGGUAUAACUGGGGGGUCGCAACGCGUGGUGUGGUGCCCGUACAUACCGGACGAGGAUGAUGACUCGCCUGACGAUGACGUCGCGCGGUUGCUCCUCACUACACACUACAAUAUAGCCCGCAUGUGGAACAUACGAGUGAUAGCGGCGCAGGUGUCGGCCACGGAGGGCGUGGGCUCUGCGCAGCUGCUGUCGGGGGCGGCGGCGGGCGGUGCGGGGGGUGAGGGGGGCGGUGGGGGCGGCGCGGGGGGCGGCGGGGGCGGCGUGCUGACGGCGGCGGAGCACGGGGCGGCCAUCGUGGACGCCGCGUUCUCUCCCGACGGGACGGCGCUCGCCACGGCCUCCGCAGACGGAUACGUCAUGUUCUUCCAGGUGUACAUGCACAACGAGAGCAGCCCCCGCUGCCUCCACAAGUGGCAGCCGCACGGUGGGAAGCCACUCAGCUGUCUCUUCUUCCUCGACAACCACAAGAACUACAACACUGACGUCCAAUUCUGGAAGUUUGCGGUGACGGGCGCUGAGAACAACACCACGAUAAAGGUGUGGUCAUGCAAGUCCUGGAACUGCAUGCAGACGAUCACGUUCACCCCUACCCUGGUGCCGGAGCAGCCCGUGCUGGGCCUGAAGGCCAUGCUGGACAUCAGCGCCAGUUACCUGGUGCUGGCAGACUUUGAAACGAGGAGUCUUUAUGUACUGAAUAUGGCGUGGGAUAUAGACGAUACCACAGCAUACUGCAAGAGUAUAUCUGAGUUUCUGCUUCCAUAUCCGGUGCUGAGUUUUUGUAUUGCUGAUGCUGAGGAGGAACAAGUGAAGUGCGAGUCGAGUUGCGACGACCCGUUCCACAGAAACGGCUCUACGGGCACCGCGCGAGACUCCCCAGACGACUUCGAUAUACAUCAUGAGGCGGGCGCGGAGAGCGCGGUGGUGGGUGGCGCGGGGCGGGCGCGGCUGCGGCUGUACAUCGUGCAGCCGCGCGGCCUGCAGGAGGGGCUGCUGCUGCACCACGCGCCGCACCACGCGCCGCUCACACCGCGUCUCUCAGACCUGACUCUGGACGAGACGUCCCAGGAGGCAGUUCCUAACGCGAUCCACUCCAGCAUCUUGCAGCAACAGAGUCAGCAGCUCAAGAACUUGCUCAUGAGGUCUCAGGUUAGCGCUGCAAAUACCCAGCCGGGUAGUCUGAUCGGUCAGCGUCCAGAAUCGCCCAGCGCACCCCCACAGCUGAACCUCAUGACGCCAGAUGCUUUCAGUUCGCCCGGUAAACGCGAUGAGGACGAUCCGCCGUUGUCGGCCACACCGGACGUUGGUGGGAAGCCGCGCUCUUCAAUCGGAGGUACCUGCAGCGAGGCAUCUGCGGGCACGGCGAGCAUCGGGGCUGCGGCGGCGGACAAGCCCGCCUCGGGGGGCUCCAGCCCCAGCCGGGAGGUGCAGCAGAUCAUGGCGCACAAUGACCACUACUACAAGGACAUGGAGGGCGAGGAGUCGAGUCAGUCUCCGGCCGCGGAGGAGGCGGAGGAGGCGCAGGAGGCGCAGGAGGCGGAGCAGGCGGGCGGCAGCGGGGGCGGCGGCGGCGGCGGGGGCGGGGAGGCGGGCGCGGGCUCCCCCGCCGCGCCGCCGCCCGCGGCCGUGCCCGCCCCCGCGCCCGCCGUACUCACGCACUCCAUACAAGAAGAAGAAGUAAUGAACUUUUACUACUAUUACUUAUUAUACUACGUAUGUAACAUAUCUAUAAAUUCUAAAGGAAUUAACACAAUUAUACUUACUGAAAUAAAUACGUCAUAUAUAGUCAGUGAACUAUUUUUUGUUUGUGUAGACAGCGAAACGUCGUGGCCACAGAUCUCGUUGGCACAGAUCACAGAAGCUAACCAGCGGAAGGCUUCCAGCGAGAAAUCAAGUAGCCAGUCGCUAAAUAACUCGCUAGGGGCCGUCAUAGCGCCCUCACCCUCCGACCGGGCUCGUCUUGAACGACUCGAUCAACUCGAGCACAAAAUAGACAAACUCACAGAGCUGGUGUCGUGUCAGUCCCGGGAACUGCGGCUGCUGCGUGCGGGCGCGGGCUCACCACGGGCCGCACUCGACGCCGCGCUGCACGACCACGCCCAGCGCACCGCCGCCGCCGUGCAGGCAGCACUCGCCGACGGGUACGUACACGUGCGGGCCGCACUGACGCCGCGCUGCACGACCACGCCCAGCGCACCGCCGCCGCCGUGCAGGCAGCACUCGCCGACGGCGCACCGCCGCCGCCGUGCAGGCAGCACUCGCCGACGGGUACGUACACGUGCGGGCCGCACUGACGCCGCGCUGCACGACCACGCCCAGCGCACCGCCGCCGCCGUGCAGGCAGCACUCGCCGACGGGUACGUACACGUGCGGGCCGCACUGACGCCGCGCUGCACGACCACGCCCAGCGCACCGCCGCCGCCGUGCAGGCAGCACUCGCCGACGGCGCACCGCCGCCGCCGUGCAGGCAGCACUCGCCGACGGGUACGUACACGUGCGGGCCGCACUGACGCCGCGCUGCACGACCACGCCCAGCGCACCGCCGCCGCCGUGCAGGCAGCACUCGCCGACGGGUGGGACCGCAUCGGGCGCGCAGGCGAAGCAGCAAGUGCGCGAGCAGCAACAGCUGCUGGUGUGGGCGCGGCUCGCGCGCUGGAGCCCCUGGCGGCCGCGCUGCAGCACGAGCUCGCCGCCAAGCUGACCGCCACCGACCACCUGCUGCGAGACAACAUCGAGAAACUCGCCCACAGCAAGACGGUAAUGGACCGGCUGAGCACGUCGGUGGCUGCGUCGCUGGCCGACAUGGUGCGGGACUCGUUCCGGACGGCGCUAUUCGACAGCGUGGUGCCCGUCAUGGAGAAGGCGCACGCGCAGAUCUUCAGGCAGAUCAACAACGCCUUCCAGAAUGGUACCAAAGAAUUCGCAGCUAAUACGGAAGCGGCAGCUCGCGCAGCAGCUGAGCGCGGCGGCGCUGCAGCGACGGCUUCGCUGCGUGCAGCGCUGGAGCGGCACGCCAGCGCACUCGCGGCCGCCUCCGCGCAGCCUCCCAUGCAGCAGUUCAGCGCCGCGCUGCAGGAGACCGCGCACACGGUGCUGGAGAAGGAGUUGUCGUGGUGGCGCGAGCAGGCGCGUGGCGUGGCGCUGCAGAUGUCGCGCGCACACACGCCCGCCGCCCCGCACACCCCCGCCACCUCCUCCGUCGCCGACAGGCAGAUGCAAGUGGCCCAAAUUCAGUCGCUGAUGAGCAGCGGGGACGUGAACGGCGCGUUCCAGCUGGCGCUGUCUGCGUCGGACCUGGCGCUGGUGGUGGCCGCGUGCCGCGCCGCCGACCCCGCGGCCGUGUUCGCGCCGCCCUGCCACCUCAAGCAGCACGUGCUGCUGUCGCUCGUGCAGCAGCUCGCCGCCGACAUGACGCGCGACACCCACCUCAAGCACAGGUACCUAGAAGAAGCGGUAAUGAACCUAGACACCGCGAGUCCGGUCACCCGCGAGCACCUACCCGUAGUCAUACGGGAGCUGCAAAAGCAGAUCGUGGCCUUCCUAAAGUCGAACCCGGGGCAUGCGCUCGCGCGGCAGUUCAAAAUGCUACUGAUGGCCACCGAAUCACUGGUGAAGAGUGCAGUCUGACCGCGGCCCUGCUGCCACUGUGCUUGUGACCACUACAGAACUGUACACCGGCUCUAGUCCCGGCUGAUGUAAAACACUCGCGUGUAACUGUGUUAAAUAUGUUGAUACUCAUUGAACUGUGCUCAUAAAGUGGAGAUAUAGGUUUUAUAAUUUAGCUGCUGAAAGAAUUAGAAGAAAAGGCUGUGUUAAUAUGUACCGUAUUAUCAAAAUUAACUGCCUUUACACGUACGCUCUUUCACACAAGAAAGUAUGUGCAAUAUAGGCAAAGAUACCUAGAAAGACCGGCUCUAUUCCCUGGCUAAGGGUUAUUCCUUAGUCACUCGCGUGUAAUUGCUCGACAUAUGUUGAUACUCAUUGAACUGUGCUCUUCAAGUGCAGAUAUAUUUUAUAAAUAAGCUACUGAAACAUAGGUCAGGUUAGAUAGCCCAUAGUGACAAAUGUCUGUAGAAAUUUCUUCAAUUCACUUA
This is a messenger RNA of Achroia grisella, 4706 nucleotides long. RefSeq names its product enhancer of mRNA-decapping protein 4-like (gene Ge-1). Gene Ontology annotation, molecular function: protein binding. The transcript is spliced from 25 exons. Lineage: Eukaryota; Metazoa; Arthropoda; Insecta; Lepidoptera; Pyralidae. The record is from RefSeq and is a predicted model, not a curated record. Bases 109 to 4239 code for a protein of 1376 amino acids. Gene Ontology annotation, biological process: deadenylation-independent decapping of nuclear-transcribed mRNA. Gene Ontology annotation, cellular component: P-body.